CAAAAAAUGCAAUUUAAUAAGACACAUGAAAUUACAUGAACGCACAAUUACAUCUUCAAAACCAGAUACAGAUAUUGAAUUAAAUUUUGUUAAUUUUCAGGAGUUUGAAGAAUGGAAAUCAAAUGAGGAGGUAAGUACUUUGUCGCGCUUUAUUAAACAAAGAUGGUCCAGAUUUAACAAAGAUAAAACUGUAUCCACGAGCAUUUAUUAUUGUCAUCGUUCAGGAAAGUUUACAAGCAAGGCUACUGGAAAACGUGCCAUGAAAAUAAUUGAUAAUUUCUGUCCUUCAUACAUACGAGUAGUAGUUAAAGGAUGUGGAAAUGUAGAAAUCAAAUAUUGUAAGACACUUAAAGGGCAUAACAAUGAAGUAAAAUAUCUUCCCAUUCCUAAAAAAGUACAAGAAACAAUUUCUGGAAAAUAG
Messenger RNA from Melanaphis sacchari, 421 nucleotides. RefSeq lists its product as uncharacterized. The record is from RefSeq and is a predicted model, not a curated record. Bases 26 to 421 code for a protein of 131 amino acids. Lineage: Eukaryota; Metazoa; Arthropoda; Insecta; Hemiptera; Aphididae. The transcript is spliced from 3 exons.